AUGAGUAAUGAUAAGGACAAUAUCAACUUCGAUGAUCUCACUGCUGCUCUUAAGGGUGAGGAUCGAGCAGGUCUUGUGAACGCUAUUAAGAACAAGCUGCAGAAUCUGGCAGAUCCUUAUUCUGAUGUGCUCGAGAAUUUGACUCAUAAAAUCAGAAGGCGUGUUGAGGUCUUGCCAGAGAUUCAGGUUAGAAAGAAUUGCCAUUUACAUUUUUUCGAGUUUGAUGUUCAUGGUUAUGCGGCUGCCAAGAAUGAGUUACUUGUUAAGCAUCUUGAAUCUUACUAA
Arabis nemorensis is the source of this 285-nucleotide messenger RNA. NCBI's taxonomy places the organism in Eukaryota, Viridiplantae, Streptophyta, Magnoliopsida, Brassicales, Brassicaceae. The record is from the annotation of a GenBank genome assembly.